Messenger RNA from Homarus americanus (American lobster), 1484 nucleotides. RefSeq names its product acidic mammalian chitinase-like. Gene Ontology annotation, molecular function: chitinase activity; chitin binding. NCBI's taxonomy places the organism in Eukaryota, Metazoa, Arthropoda, Malacostraca, Decapoda, Nephropidae. Gene Ontology annotation, biological process: carbohydrate metabolic process; chitin catabolic process. Gene Ontology annotation, cellular component: extracellular region. The record is from RefSeq and is a predicted model, not a curated record. The coding region runs from base 17 to 1285 and encodes 422 amino acids. The transcript is spliced from 8 exons.
UAAAAAUACCUCUAUCAUGAGCACCACUUGUGGAGGAGGAACAGCUACAAUGAAGCUGCUUACUGUGCUUUCUCUCCUCACCAUCACGCUCUCUGUCACAGAGAGCGUAAUGGUGUGCUACUACGCAUCGUGGGCCACCUACCGUGUCAGAGACGGCAAGUUUGAAGUAGAGGACAUCGACCCGAACAUCUGCACCCAUGUUGUCUAUACCUUUGCCGGAAUUGGCACUGACAACAAGAUCGAGGUUCUGGACCCAUGGAACGACCUGUGUGCCAACUGGGGCAAAUGUGGCUAUAACAGAUUCACUGACCUCAAGAAGGUGAACCCCAAACUGAUCACCCAGCUGUCCGUUGGUGGCUAUAACGAGGGCUCCACAUCAUACUCCAAUAUGGCCGCCGAUCCUGCCAAGACACAGAUAUUUGUCACCUCUACCGUAGAACUGUUAAAGGCACACGGCUUCGACGGUCUGGAUCUCAUCUGGGAGUAUCCAACCCAACGAGGUGGAGUUCCUGCAGACCGAAAGAAUUUCAUCACCUUGCUGGGCAAGUUGCACGAGGCGCUGCACGCCAGCGGUAUGAUACUAACAGUGGCUGUGGCUGCUUUGAAGAGCACUAUUGACCAGGCCUACGACAUCCCCGCCAUGGUGGAUGUGGUGGACCUGGUGAACGUGAUGACAUAUGACCUACACGGGCCUUGGGAAAAGUACACACAUCAUCAGUCUACCCUCUAUGCUUACAAAGAUGACCAUGGCGAUACUCUUUAUCUCAAUCAGAACUUCUCCAUCAACUACUGGAUAGACGGAGGAAUGCCGAGUACCAAGCUAACACUGGGUAUGCCUCUGUACGGCCGCUGCUGGACCUUGGAUAAUCCUGAUCAGCACGGCUACAAUGCCCGAGCAAGCCACCCGGGAAAAGCAGGACCAUUAACACAGACCGAGGGCAUGAUGGGGUACAAUGAGAUCUGCGAUUUUAUAAACAAAGAUAGCUGGACUGUGGUAGUGGAGGAAGGGUGUAAUGAACCUUACACCUAUAACAUGGCCUACGGCAAUAUCUGGUGUUCAUAUGAAGACCACGAUUCUUGUGUUAUCAAGGCCAAUUACGCUAGGGAAAAAAAUCUUGCUGGCCUGAUGGUGUGGACGAUUGAUACUGACGACUUCCACGCCGAAUGUUCCACCCGUCAUUUCGAUUUGACCAGAACCUUAGCGGAGACCUUCGCAGGCAACGAAACGCGACGAAUAAGUCAGUCAAUGUUAGAAUCUAGAAUAGAUGGUUCAAACCUACGUUAACACCUGCCACUCAAAAUUUAUCUUCUACUUUACUCAUAACUUUACCGAAUCCAGUGACCCUGCAGUGAGUCUAUAGUAGUCCACAUUCAGUCAUAUAAAAGUAAGUAAGUCACUCAUCAUAAACUAUGUGAAUCUUUUUGAGUCUUCCACCAUCCAAAUGAAUCACUCAUGUAAGCAGUAAUAAAAAUGAUUCAUUUUU